UGCUGCUGCUGCUGCUGUUGUUGUUACUACUGCUACUACUUGUGCUGCUGCUGUUGUGCUACUUGAAUCUUUCUCAUCUUUCUUUUUCUUCCUUUUCUUCUUCUACUUCUUCUUCAUCAUCAUCAUCAUCAUCAUCAUCUUCUUCUUCUUCUUCUUCUUCUUCUUCUUCUUCUUCUUCUUCUCCUCCUCCUUCUCCUUCUUCUUCUUCUUAGUCUUUUUUUCUUCUUUUUCUUUUUCUUCUUCUUCUUCAAAUGUUGCAGAUUGCCGCGAUAAAACGCACGACAUCCCGCGUAUUUUCGUAUCGCGGAACAAAUAGACGUUUUUCAUUGGCCCAGUUCUCGUUAAACAAUACCUCGUAAGCGUUUCAAAUUGGACGGUUGAAAUUGAUGUUUCGUCUUGGCACACCGCCAAAACGUCCUAUUGUAAUGCGAGAGUGUUACUAAACAUAGACAUCGUGUCGUAUGUAUUUCAAAGAAGGGGAAGUUUAUCAUGGUGCCACGGGCUAGUAAAUAAGGGAGAGAUUUCUUUGAUCGAUCGUCGUCGAGAUGUUGGUGCGGUGAGUUGGAGGUGUAAAUUUCGUCGGUUCGUGCCAUCGCGAAGAGUGUUGUUCGUUGUAAUAAUAUAAUUCGCUUUCUCUAUCUCUCUCUCUCUCUUAUCGUAAAGUCAUCAUCAGUCAUUGUACGAGUGUAAUCGAGCGUAUUCAUAAUUUACUUUGAUAUCUCUUUUUCUCUCUUUGGAAGUCAUUCAUGUGAAAGUGUUUCGAGGUUAGAUAUCGCGCUUCCCUUUUUUUCUUCUUCUCUUCUAAGAAACAGAGGAAACGAUAAGGAAUGAAUCAUUCGGAUUCCAUGGAAGUGUCGUAAAAUAAGGAGUUAUCCAAAAUUUGAUGAUAGCUGCGAACACAAAUCGGGUGAAAAGUGUUAGUUCACUGCGGACGUCAAAGCGCAAUGUUCACUGCUAAUCGUUCUUAGAUACGAUAGAUCGAUCGAGAUGGAUGUGAUCGCGUACAAUCAUCACGAGAUCUCGAGUAUAGUGAACGACAUAGACGGGGGCGACCUCGAGGAGAGUCAGUACGAGGAAGAGAGCGAGGAAAUCGUGCCUUAUUUAGAUAUCGAUCGGAAUCUGCUCACUCUCGAGGAGAUCAAUGCCGACAACGAGAAAAAGUACAAGUUUCCAUUCAGGAGAAGUCUUUUCGACAACGUAGCCCCUUACAUAGCGUUCCAAUCGUUCGACUCAAAGGGCCUCCCGUUGCCCUACGAAAUGAGCAAACACCUAAAAUGGCGAUUGAGUACGAUCACGCCUAUUAUCGUACGUCGUACGCUCGUAAAUUCUGGUUUUCGGUUGAUGAAAAAGUCCCAAGAAUGGUCGGGCACUUGGGGCAAGCACAUGAAGUCGGCGUGUUAUAAAAACUUGAAAGAGUUUCAAAAGGUCAAUCAUUUUCCCGGUACGUUUCAAGUUGGUCGGAAGGAUCGUUUGUGGCGUAACGUCAGUAGGAUGAUGGCGAAGUACGGGAAACGAGAGUUCGGUUUCGUUCCUAGAACUUACGUGUUACCUCAGGACCUACGUUGCUUCCAUCAGAUCUGGGAGAAAUCUGGUAGCAAGGAAAAAUGGAUAAUCAAGCCUCCGGCUUCGGCAAGAGGAAGAGGUAUUCGCGUCGUUCAUCGUUGGUCCCAAAUACCAAAGAAACGUCCCGUGGUCGUCCAACAAUAUUUGUCGAAGCCGAAAUUGAUCGGCGGUGCCAAAUUCGAUUUGCGUCUUUACGUGCUCGUGACGAGUUUCAAUCCCUUAAAGAUUUAUCUUUAUCCGGACGGCUUGGUCCGUUUCGCGUCCGUAAAAUACGUCGACGACAUAAACUAUCUCAGCGAUCGUUUCAUGCACUUAACGAAUUACAGUAUAAACAAGAGCAGCGCGACCUACACGAGCAACAAUUGCGCUGACUCGUGUUUCGGGCACAAGUGGACCUUGAGGACGCUUUGGUCUUACCUCGAGAGAGAACACGUGAACGUCUCGAAAUUGUGGUCGAGCAUGAAGGAUAUCGUAGUAAAGACGAUGAUAGCCGGCGAAUCGUCGAUCAAUACUCUCAGCAGACCGAACAUGCAGUCGAGGUACUGUUGUUACGAACUUUUCGGUUUCGAUAUUUUAUUAGACGAACAUUUGAAACCGUGGUUGCUCGAGGUGAACAUAUCUCCGUCCUUGCAAUCGUCGUCGACCCUCGACGACGCGGUCAAGGGUCCCUUGAUAAAGAACGUCUUCAAUAUCGCUGGUUUUCAAUUGCCCUCUACCAUGCCGACCGAGGACGUGGAGAAGAUAUCUCAGAAAUAUCAGGUGGACGCGGUGUGCUUGGAUCUACGGCUCCACAGGACGACCUUGAGCUAUCAGGAGAGGCACAAACAAUCUUUGUACGCUAAUCUGCGCGAUCGCGAGGAUUACAUAGACGAGAUCAUCGAGGACCUUACACCGGACGACGUUCGUCAUUUGAUCGCUUACGAGGACGAAUUGACCCAAUUGGAUAGAUUCGAAAAAAUCUUCCCUACGAGCACCAGUCACGAGUACAUGCAAUUCUUCGACGUUCCUAGAUACUACAACAUGCUUCUCGACGCUUGGGAAUUCGCUUACGGAGAUAAUCGAGAAAAGGGGAUCUCGAGAUUGCAAAAACUCUGUCAAGCCAAGUAUCAUCUCGAGCAACAAGUGAACAACCGGCAGUAUGUUUCGACACAUAAUAGAAAAUUUUCCGACAAAUACGAUGUAAGAACGUUCCGGGGAACCAAAGGAGAGAAAUUUUCAAGUAUGACGAUAUGUAAGGAGAGGAAGGACGUCUCGACAGGUACCAGCUACGGCAAAUUAUGGAGGAUCGACGAGUACGAAGACGACGAAGGGUUCGUGUACGAGGAGAUAACCGAAUGGCUUUUAACGACGGCUCGAGCGAAGUUGCCCAUCGAAGGCGCUCGUUCCGAGACCGAUCGAGUUGACAAAAAGUCGAAGCUACCUAUGCGAGAGAGCCUCUUUGCUCACGUUCCACCGUACAUCAUCUUCCACGGUUACGACAAGAACGGCGCGUCAUUACCUCAGGAAAUUACGAGACACCUGCUCUGGUGGCAUACCAAGAACUUCUCGCCGCGAAUGAUACGUCUGACGGUUCUCAAAUCGGGAUUUACGAUGACCGAGAAACCUAUGGCCGAUUGGUCCGGUACCUGGUGUACCAAGCUAGCGUUCCUACGCAGGAGCAAGCAGUUGAAAAAAUUUCAAAAGAUCAAUCACUUCCCAAAUUGUCAACAGUUAAGCAACAAGAUCAACUUGUGGACGAACAUUAACAGAAUGGCCAAAAUACACGGUAAGAAGAGCUUCGACUACAUGCCGCUCUCUUACGUAAUACCCAACGAAUACGCGAAACUUAAGAGAUUGUUGGAUAGGAGAACCGUGUGGAUCCUGAAACCAGCAGAUUCUUGCGCCGGUCGCGGUAUACGACUGGUGUCACGCAGCUUCGAGAUACCGAAAAAGUCUUCCUACCUGGCCCAACGUUACCUAUGGAAUCCAAGCUUGAUCAACGGCUACAAGUACGAUCUACGUUUGUACGUUCUGCUAACGUCCAUCGAUCCCCUUCGCAUCUUCAUUUAUUCGGAAGGUCUCGUAAGGGUAGCCACCGUUAAAUACCGCAAUAGAUUCGAUACUCUCCACGAUCGUUUCAUGCAUCUGACUAAUACCUCGAUCAACAAGCUCAGUCCUAGAUACCGUGGAAACGACGAUCCCAACAAGCAACAGGGUAACAUGUGGUCGUUGACCGCACUUUGGAAUUAUCUUCGUUUCAGAGAACGCGCGAAUACCAAUAACAUUUGGCGAAAGAUCAAGGGCAUCGUUAUUAAAAGUAUUAUCUCCGCCGAGGCUUCCUUAGUCCAGGGUAUGAAGGAUAGCAAUCCACCGAGUUACAACAACUGUCAGCUGUUCGGUUUCGACGUGCUCCUCGACGUACGCUUGGAACCAUGGUUGCUCGAAGUGAACGAUUGUCCCUCCAUGGAUACCGAGACGCCUUUGUGCGCGAUCGUGAAGGGCCAACUCGCGCGCGACUUCUUGAAUCUCGUUGGUUUUCACGUGCCGAAUAUAUUAGGACCGGCCGACGUCGAGACGUUGGAAGGACACUCGAAGGAAUCUCAAAUCUGUUACGAUCGUAAUAUCUACGAGGCUUUAUUGUCGAAGGACGGGGAGGAGAAGCAACGAUCGUUCGAGAAAAAUUGUCAUAAUCGUCAAAACUAUUUGAACUUGAUUCUGAGGAAGCUCACGCCCGACGACGUGAGAGUCUUGAUACGACACGAGGACGAGCUCGCCCAAACCGGCAGAUUCGAGAAAAUCUUCCCUACGCGCAACACGUACGAGUACUUCAAGUACUUCGACAAGCUCAGGUACUACAACAUGCUUCUCGACGCGUGGGAAAACGCGUACGGUAAUGACAGGCUUUCAGCUGUCAAAAUUUUUAAGAAAAAAAAUCCCCAAAAAAAAGAAAAGAGAGGCCGAGAAAAAGUUAUGAACGCUUCAACGAACACGAUAAGCGGGAGGUUAACCUCGAGCGUGUACGACGGUCGUAGUAGAGAGGACGAGGAAGACUUGUACGAGCUGAUAACCGAAUAUCUUUUAUUAUUUCCUCCGAUAAAAAAAGAUCCGCCGACGAGCGCCGAAUCGAAGAACGAGUUGCCACUUCGUGCCAGUCUGUUUCCGCACGUUGCGCCAUACGUAGAAUUUCAACCUCACAACGCGAAGGCCCGAUACUUCCCUCGGGAAAUUCAACAACAUCUGCAAUGGGAUCUGACGUCGGCGACGCCAGCGAUCGUUCGAAAGAUCGUACAAAAUACGGGAUAUCGAUUGUUGUCGGGUUGUUCCGGUUGGUGCGGCACGUGGAACGAGAUCAUGUACACGUAUAAUUUCUCGAAUCUGAAGAAUUUCCAAAAGGUCAAUCACUUUCCCGGUUCGUACGAGAUAGGGCACAAGGAUCGCUUGUGCAGGAACGUCGGUAGAUUGAUAUUGCUUCACGGGAAGAAACGCAUAGACUUCGUCCCGCGGACGUACGUACUACCGCACGAUUUCGAGAUACUAUCGAAAAUCUGGGAUAAGGGCCAAGAGAAGAAGUGGAUAUUGAAGCCGCCAGCUUCGUCUCGUGGUCGUGGGAUCAAAGUGAUCAGCAAUAAGACGCAGAUACCUAGCACGUGUAAUUAUCUGGUGAUCCAGCGUUAUCUCUCCAGACCGAAACUGAUAAACGGUAACAAGUUCGAUCUGAGGCUUUACGUACUCGUGACCAGCAUCGAUCCUUUGAGAGUAUACUUUUACGAAGACGGCUUGGUAAGAUUCGCGAGUAACAAGUACAGGGACAGCACCUCGACUCUCCACGAUCGUUUUAUGCAUCUCACCAACUACAGUAUCAACAAGUACUCCUCGGUUUAUAGCGAGAACGACAGCGUCGAUUCUUGCAAGGGCCACAAGUGGUCGCUCAAGUGUCUCUGGAGUCACUUGGAGAAACAGGCGGUGAACACCGCGAGUAUCAUCGAGAGGAUUCACGACAUGACCGUCAAGACGAUCGUCUCCGCGGAGUCCUGCGUCAAUAAUUUCUCUCGCGUAUACGCCGCCUCUUGGUACAACUGUUACGAACUUUUCGGUAUCGACGUUUUACUGGACGAGAAUCUGAAGCCUUGGCUGUUGGAAGUCAACGCUUGUCCCAGUUUACAAACUCCUUCGUUAUUGGACGAAACUAUCAAGGGUGCUCUCGUCAAGGAUACCUUGAAUUUGGUCUCCUAUCGUAUACCAGCGGAAUUACCAAAUUGUUCCCUUCGUCAAGCGGUCGCUAAGAGCGAACAUUCCACGAUCUGUCACGAUUUUCGAUUAAGCGAGAAGGGACUGACCAACAGGGAAAAGUUGAAACAGUUGCAAUUCGUUUCUAAGAAGAAACGGCAAAACUACUUGAACGAAAUCCUUCAAAAUCUAACUGCCGACGACGUCAGACGAUUGAUACAAUACGAGGACGAAUUAAAUCGAUUGGGCUCUUACCGAAAGAUCUUCCCUACCAAGGAUACGCACAAAUACUUCAAGUAUUUCACUUAUCUCGGUUAUUACAAUCGAUUGUUCGACGCCUGGGAGACGGCUUAUAGUCGGAAAAGGAACGAGGCUGUUCAAAGAUUGCGAGAGUUGUGUAAACAAAAAUUUCACCUUAGACGUCACAACGAAGAGAAAGAGAGAGAGAGAAAGAAGAAAGGGAGAAGAAAUGGAAGAUAAUUUUUGCGAUUAGAAAAUUCAACUUAAUACGUGAUAGAUAAUACCUAAUUAGCAUGCAACUAACUCGAGUAUAACUAUUGUCAAAACUGUCUCUUCCUUUUGAUUUGAAUAAUUUUUUAUUUAGAAUAAUAAUGGAAAUGUUGAAAUUAAUAAGUAAUUGCUUCAUUCGGGUUUUAUCUCG
Molecule: messenger RNA, 6430 nt
Organism: Vespula vulgaris
Lineage: Eukaryota; Metazoa; Arthropoda; Insecta; Hymenoptera; Vespidae
Exons: 9
Coding region: 988-6249 (1753 amino acids)
Biological process (GO): protein polyglutamylation; microtubule cytoskeleton organization
Cellular component (GO): cilium
Molecular function (GO): tubulin-glutamic acid ligase activity; tubulin binding
Source: RefSeq, a predicted model, not a curated record